Messenger RNA from Fundulus heteroclitus (mummichog), 1242 nucleotides. RefSeq lists its product as uncharacterized. The transcript is spliced from 2 exons. The record is from RefSeq and is a predicted model, not a curated record. Lineage: Eukaryota; Metazoa; Chordata; Actinopteri; Cyprinodontiformes; Fundulidae. The coding region runs from base 52 to 1218 and encodes 388 amino acids.
GUUUGUCUCCUAUAUGAUAUAUUUAACUGAUUUUUUUUAUCCUAAGAACCAAUGAUUUAUGAAGGAAAAUCAUUGAAAUUAACAAGGUUGCCCAAACUUUUGCAGACCACUGUAUCAUUAGAAGAACCACUGUUCCCUGAUACAUCUAAAAAGAUCCUGGGUAUCUUUGAAUCCUUACUGCAACAAGGUCUCAUCUCACAAAAACAAUACAGUUAUCUGGUGGGUUCCCAACCACCACGCCCAAGGUACUUUUAUUUGUUACCCAAAAUACAUAAGCCGGCUGACAAGUGGAUCGUGCCACACCGGAUGCCUCCUGGUCGUCCGAUAGUUUCGGAUUGCGGAAGUGAGAGUUAUGGGGCGGCAGAGUAUUUGGACUUUUUCUUUUCUCCCUUAUCAAAGCUACAUCCUAGCUAUAUCAGAGAUACACAGCACUUCCUGGACAAUAUCCAAAAUAUUCGCAUUAAGGAGCCUUGCUUUCUCUUUACCAUGGACGUGGCCAGUCUUUAUACCAACAUUGAAAUACCCUUAGGUAUGGCGGCCAUUAAACGCUGUUUGGAGGCACACCUGGUAGAGGGUCGUCCUGACAAGGAGUUACUUGAGUUACUUCACCUGAAUUUAACACUCAAUGAUUUUGAAUUUAACGGGAGUUAUUACCUUCAGGUUAAAGGCACGGCUAUGGGGAAGAGGUUCGCACCGGCAUACGCCAAUAUAUACAUGACAGAAUGGGAACAGACAGUAUUUCAGAAAUGCAGAAAGCUACCUCAACAUUAUUUCCGUUAUCUCGACGACAUCUGGGAAGUAGGGACUCACUUAGAGGAGGACUUCCAGAACUUUGUAGAGGAGUUAAAUAGCCAUCAUGCUUCUAUCAGAGUGGAACCUACAAUAAGCAAAACUGCGGUUGACUUCUUGGAUACCACUACUUUCAAGGGCCCAGAUUUUGAACAAACGGGGAUCCUGGCAACUAAGGUUUUCUUCAAACCAACUGACACUCAUGCUCUCCUCCAUAAACACAGUCAUCAUCCUAAACACGUGUUCCGGGGGAUUGUAAAAUCGCAACUUUUACGGUUAUUACGGUUUAUUCAGCUUGUUUUUUACUGUGAAGUCUAUUAUUUGGGCAACAAACUAAGCAAGUAUUUCAAGAACUAUAAUAAGACCAGCUACCACUGCGCAGUGGAGCCGGUGACUCCGGCCUCUCUCUCUCUCUCUCAACACAAAUAGAUAUAGUGCACUAUAGCUCUGGGG